ACUUAAAUGCUGUCGCACAUAUCCGUGCACGAACUGCAAGAAGAGAGGUGAAGCCCUCUCCUGCACCUUUGUCGGUCGGGGUCCUCGUGGGAGGACUUCGCAUGGCCGGACGAGUCCAACCCUUGUCCAGGACCGUCUGCAGCAUCUCGAGAAUCUGAUUCUAUCAUUGACGCAGAAAAAGAGCCUGGCAGAAAGUCAUGUUAUUCAUAGGCCAGAAGGACAUGAUGGGCCAGCGACGAGCCGGAGAACUGACGCCGGAGUAAUCCCAAGGACGUCUUCUACUAGCACGGGCUUCGAGCCUAAGGAGUCCCCUCUAGACCCGUCUAGUAAGCUGGUGGUGGAAAAUACUGGAACGAGUUACAUUGACGGUGCUCACUGGACUGCCAUACUCGAGGAAGUCAGUGGACUCCAAUGUCUCCAUUGUUUAUCCCCCCCCCUUAGUUACUUGACUUGUUCUAACGAGACAUUCGCAGAUUAACGGCGUUCGGGAGUACUUGCAAGAAGGCAAUGAUAUUUCAGAUGACGAAGCACUUGACGACGGUCACCUCAAUAUGCCUUCACCAACUCUUCUAUUAGGAUUGAACAAAGCAGUGAGCAAAGAAGACUUAUUAGCCGACGUUCCGCCACGGCCGGUAACAGAUCGACUCAUAGCACAAUUCAUCAAUAGCAAAGAACCCGUGUUAAGUAUGUACUUGGAUCUCUCUGGCGUGUCUCCUGCAUAGUUACUAACAUGACUAACAAAUCCAUAGCCACAAUUCAUAUUCCCACUUUUCAAAAGGAGUAUAAUCUGUUCUGGUCAAUACCACAGGCUACGUCUCUCUCGUGGCUAGCAUAUUUGUAUGCUAUUCUUACACUGUCAAUAACUAUUCAACAACGUCUGGGGGAGCCCUUAUCGGUCUACCUAGGGGACUCCGGGGACAUCAUUAGUACCUUCAGGAAGCGCGCCGCACAGUGCCUUGUCCAGUCAAAUUACACGCAGCCUGGCAAGUUUAAGGUCGAGGCGCUUUUCUAUUAUACAUUAGGAGAGUUUCAUCGAAGCAAUGAUGCUCAAGUCAGCGUAUCCUUCCUCCUUGGGAUCACUAUUAGGUUAGCGAUGCGGACAGGGUACCAUCGUGAUCCGGGGCAUUUUCCCAGCAUUUCUGUUUAUGAAGGCGAAAUGAGGAGACGUGUGUGGGCGACUAUGCGCCAACUAGACACCUUGAUCUCGUUUCAAGUUGGUCUGCCACGGACGAUACAGGACUGGCAAGAUGAUGUGGAACUGCCACGCAAUAUAUGCGAUGAAGACUUUAACGAAGGAACUACGCAUCUGCCACCAUCGCGACCCGAGUCUGAACUCACUACUGCGUCCUAUAUUCGGGCGAAAUCGAGAAUCAUGGGUGUGUUUGGCAAAGUCUCAGAUCUUGCAUAUUCGCGGGAAGCCGUGACCUACGACGAAAUUCUUGAAAUUGACCGUCGAUUGGAGGAAGCGUAUGGCCUUGUUCCUUUUAACUUUCGAAUACGGCCAGUAGAUCAAUCAUUCGCAGACCCAUCGGAUCUGAUUCUCCGGCGAUACACAUUGGAGAUAUUGUAUCAAAAAGCUCGCUGUGUGCUCCACCGACGUUAUUUAGGUGAAGUCCAUAGUAAUCUCCGGUAUGCAUAUUCGAGAUGGGUGUGCAUGAGUGCAUCCAAAGAGAUACUCCGUCACCAAGCAGACUUACACCAUGAAACUCAACCAGGAGGGAUCUUAUAUCGCGACAGGCAGUUCCCAAAUUCACUUCAGUAUGCUGAUUAUCUGCUUGCUGCGAUGAUCAUUUGUCUAGAGUUGUCCUAUGAUCCUCCGGGGGAGCCGAUCAUGAACAGCGAUGUAACGGUCGUUAUCAAAGGACGCGAAGACCUUCUAACUAGUUUAGAAAUAUCCCAUCAAAUUUUCGAGCAAAUUCGCCGACGAUCGAUGGAUGCACAGAAGGCAUAUGCUGCGUUGACAAUUAUGCUUCGCAGGGUUAAGAAAGGGGGUAUGAGUACAGCAGAACCGAUUAAAGGACUGGCAGCUGGCAACUCAGAUGACCGACUGGUUGAUACGCACACCGCUCUGCCUCCAUCGUAUGAAAACUUGAGCGCGGUGAACGCACCAUACUCCGUUGCUACGUCAAGCGAGAGACUUGGGCUGGAUGUAGUAGAACCUUCUUUCACAUCUCUGGAUGUGAUCGAAGGGAUGCUUGAUGCUCCUUCUAAUCUCGACUGGCAUUUGUGGGACGAACAAGUUCAGCGUCCCACACAGCCUUCAAGGAACAACAACCUUUGGUAUCCUGAUCCUGCGUUUAGUGGUAUCGUAGAUAGUAACUCGCAGUAGUGACAUGGGAUACUCAACGGAACAGGCGAUCGUAUUGAUUUCUGCUCGAAAAGGACAUCACUCAAUUAAAAGGCAGUAUCUCAUGCUAUCAUCAUACAUAGUUCGCUACUCCUUAUAUAGUUCUGUUUGAAGACCCUCGGCACGUCCCGAGCCCGCGUGGAUAAACUCCCCGAGCCGGAACAGGAGGGAAAAAAAAAAAAAAA
Aspergillus pseudotamarii is the source of this 2532-nucleotide messenger RNA. Its product is annotated as putative C6 transcription factor. The coding region runs from base 731 to 2329 and encodes 532 amino acids. NCBI's taxonomy places the organism in Eukaryota, Fungi, Ascomycota, Eurotiomycetes, Eurotiales, Aspergillaceae. The record is from RefSeq and is a predicted model, not a curated record. Gene Ontology annotation, cellular component: nucleus. The transcript is spliced from 4 exons. Gene Ontology annotation, biological process: DNA-templated transcription. Gene Ontology annotation, molecular function: zinc ion binding; DNA binding.